AUGGCCAAGAAAAUGCAAAGGCGAAGAAGACAGAAAAGAACCCACUCCCAGAGAGGUGAGUUUCCUCUUAGCCUUGUAGAUCGUUUUUUACCAGAGGGAAAUCAUUCCGGUCGCCUGAGCUCUUCUGCACCUGUAAUCCUCGAUAGUGUGCUCGAGUACUUAUCAUCGAACAUCCUCGAACUGGCUGGUGAGGUGGCCUACACCACUGGCAGGAAGCGCAUAGCUCCAGAGGAUGUAGGUUUGGUGGUACAGAACAACGAACAGCUCUGCCAACUCUUCAAACCAGGUGCUACAUCAGUGUUUGAUCCACCAGAACCCGAUGACAACUGA
Molecule: messenger RNA, 330 nt
Organism: Mus musculus (house mouse)
Lineage: Eukaryota; Metazoa; Chordata; Mammalia; Rodentia; Muridae
Gene: H2al1j
Product: H2A histone family member L1J
Exons: 1
Coding region: 1-330 (109 amino acids)
Biological process (GO): chromosome organization
Cellular component (GO): pericentric heterochromatin; chromosome; nucleus
Molecular function (GO): DNA binding; structural constituent of chromatin; protein heterodimerization activity
Source: RefSeq, marked inferred